AUGAAGAAAUUCUUGCUCGAGCGAGGCCUCCGACCACGCUCAGACUUCGCCAAAGCCGCCGGGAUCGAAACACCGGCCACUCUGGACGAGUUCUUCCUCAAAGCCCAGGCAUACAUACAAUAUGAGGAAAAGGAGGCCGCUCAUGCAAUACGUAACUCCAGGCAGGAAGAAAGCAGUAAAAAUGGUCGCCAAGACGAUUUCCGUCGGGGAACGGACAAAAAGAAAGACGACAAGGGCCGAGAUCCCAAGGACUAUAAGGCCCCAGCCGGGAAGUUCCGAGAGUACACCCCGCUCAAUGCUUCGAGGGAACGCAUCUUAAAUGAAUGCGCGAACGCCGAAUUUCAGACGGGCAAGGUAUGCUUCCCUAAGACCAUGCCUGCGCGACCGAAGAUGGAUAAAUCGAAGUUCUGCCGAUUCCACAAAGACCAUGGGCAUAACACUGAGGACUGCAUCCACCUAAAGGAUGCCAUAGAAAUAUUAAUCCGGGAGGGACACCUCAAGCAAUACGCGAAGAAGCAAGAGGCCGCCAAAGAAGCCAAACCGAUCACCGAGGAAAAGCCGACGGAGGAUACGCCCGCCAUGCAAGUAGCCACGAGCAUCACCAGGCCGGAAGACUUUUACCUCCCCGAUUGGGUCAAAUCGGCGAACGCCCCCUCUCCUCACAGCUCAUGGGAAAUGUUCCCCUCCGCCAUGGUCAUAUCCGGCGGGGGAUUCAGCAAACUCACCGUCGGAUCCGUAAAACCAGAAUUCGACAAGCUACUCUCAACCAGUUCGAGCAAAGCCGCUGCUCUCCACCAAGCGAUAGGCAGCCCAUCCUCUAUAUCUUUCUACAAAGAGGAACUGCUCGGUGGAGCGCCCAACGCGACCAUCCCCCUCCUCAUUCGGGCUCAGAUGGCCAAUUUUGACGUGCGAUGCAUCCUAGUCGAUCAAGGGAGUUCGGUGGACAUCAUGUACUCCCAACUGUUGAAAACACUUCAACUCAACGACAACCACCUUACCCCCUAUGUGGGAUCAGACCUACAAGGCUUCAACGGCACCGUGACGAAACCAUGGGGGUUCGUCAAGCUCAUCGUUUCCAUCGGAUCGGCGGAAACCGCCAGGGCCAUCAAAGUCCAAUUCCUGGUCAUCGACUGCCCUUCGAUCUACCAGUGCAUCCUAGGACGCCCGACCCUGGACGAACUGAUCGCGGUCCCCUCGACCGUGCAUCUCAAACUCAAGUACUACACAAUAAAAGGACAUGUCACGACACUCAACGGCGACAUCAAAGUAGCCAGAAGGUGCUUCGAAGCCUCCGUCAAAUGCCUAAGUUCGAUAGAAACAGACACUCAAGACAAUGCAGCGACCAUCGCCAUCCCCGAGCCCAACCUACCAAUCCCGCACAUCGACACUGUCGACCUAGACAGCCGCUUCCUUAAAGAACCCGAGCAGGGCACCCACUCGGGGACAUCUGAGGAGGGCCUCUGGCCAAUUCCAGACGGAGAUUUCGAGCUCGUAGCCCUCGGGGAAGAUCCGACCAGAGGAGUCAAGAUCGGAGCAGACCUACCGGAACUCGCCAAAAUACAACUCAAAGCUUGCCUCCGCGAGAACGCUGACCUGUUCGCCUGA
This is a messenger RNA of Vicia villosa (hairy vetch), 1605 nucleotides long. RefSeq lists its product as uncharacterized. The record is from RefSeq and is a predicted model, not a curated record. Lineage: Eukaryota; Viridiplantae; Streptophyta; Magnoliopsida; Fabales; Fabaceae. The coding region runs from base 1 to 1605 and encodes 534 amino acids. The transcript has a single exon.